AUGGCGGACGUCAAACACAUGACGCCCAAACCUUCGGGCAUGGCCCGGAACGCCGUCUCCAAGAUGCUUGAAAAGGGCCGCCACAAUAUGGUGAACUCGUCGAUCCAGUCUGUCGAUUCCGAGGAUCACGAGGGCCAUGGUGGCGUGUCACUGUUGGAUGACGACUCGCAAGAGGAUUUCCCCGUCCAGCCUAUCCAGUCUCCGCAAGCUGUUAUGGCUCAAGAUAUUGACGCUACCCCCAAGGCCAGCGUUGCGCAAGGGAAGAAUGGGAAUGCUCCCAACACGAAUUUUGCUAAAGAAUUCCGCAGAAAGGAUACGAAGCGUACUGGUACUUUCGAACAAAAUGGCAGCAAUGGAAACAACAGAGGCAAACAGAACGGGUUCACCAAUGGCCACACCCAAGGUCGUCAACAAGGAACUCCUGCUACCACUGGAGCUGCCUCUUUUGUCCACCAAGCUCCGAUGGCCUACGCGGUUCAGUAUCCCCAAGCAGCGCAACCCUUUCAACCAGUUCAACCUAGCCCGGCCCUGGGCAAUGGCAUACCACCUAAUCCAACAAACGAUGCAAUGGCGGGAGGUCAACCUGUUUGGGCGUCAUCAAACAACCACAACAUCAAUAAACAGCAGGCAGGUAUCGCUUACCAGCACAUGGGUAUUGCUCAAGUCCAGUCUGGCCAGGGCUUCGUGCCCAACGGGCCUGGCGGCCACCCCGGUGUUAGUUCACCCGUUGGUCAGGCUGGAUACCCGGUUGAAUAUGCGCCCAUGGGCCACCCUUAUCCUCAACAUCAAAUGGCCCCAAUCGCCGAUUCCAAUGGUCUGACACCCUUUCUCCAUAGUUCAUGCAUUCCAACUAAUGGGUCUAACGGUCUUCCAGCCUUCGCUCAGUCGCCUCAUGCCCAGCCCGUCGCGGGUGUCACCCAGUUGGCUCCUGGCCAGUUCUACUACGCCUAUGGUCCGACGUUUGGAGGUCCAGGCUCCAAUGUGCAGCCCCAGGGCGGCCAGCAGACCGGCGAUGCUCCCAGGAACGAAGACAACCAUACCGCAAAUGACCCGCAGACCGACCUCGGCCAGUCUCAGGCUACAAAGACCCCUUUGCACACGAACAAGACUUCCGUCACGAACCCUUACAAUCAAACCGAGCCACGUAACUUCGCCCCCCGCGCAGAUUCACUUCCUAUCCAACCCCCGCCUCCUUUCAUGAUUGGCACUGCUCAUGCCCCUAACACCAACGGCACUCAAGCUGGUGUCGUCGCCGGCUCCGGGAUUGAUCCGUUCUCUCCGGCGGGCAACGAUGAGCGGGCUAUUGUCAGAAUCCCUAACCACCAUUCAGGGUAUGAGACCCCGAACGAGAACUAUGCGGUCAUGCCACAUAUGCCCAUUUCUGGCCCUCCCCCUCCAGAAGUGCGAGCUGCACGCUCAACGCAGCUGAACAGGCUCACCGACGGCCCGUCUGGUCUCCCUACCGCGGGGGUAGCCUUGCAUCCUGACAACUUCCCUUUCAUCGAGAGUUGCUCCCAAGCUUCGGCUUCGGAUGCUGGAGUUGUCAAGAUAAAAAACAUUCCUUACAUGACCACUCACCAAGAGAUCAAGGCCUUCCUUGGUCGUAACUCCAAAAUCCUGAACGACGCUCAGGAGCCUGUUCAUGUCAUUAUGGAGCGUAUCUCUGGCAAGACGCAAGAAGCCUACGUUGAGUUCUUCCAUCAAGAGGAUGCUAUCAGAGCUGUCCAGCGCUUCAACCAAGCUGUGCAGAGAGGUCGUCCUCCUCGUAUUGCUGAUCGCCCUGUUGAUGUGGAACUGUCGGGCCAGGCCAGUAUGAUGAAGGACCUCUUUCCUUUGGCGGCCGGAGUUGUUUGGAGGGGCGCCGAGCCUGAAAUUCAACGUCCAGUUGAGGGCAAGCCCUGGAACACUUUCAAGGGCUUUGUCACGACCGAGGAGAUGGCUAUGCUGGUCAAGCUUGUUGAGAUGCCUCAGCGCGCUCAAUACCUCAAGCACUGCCCCCAGCGCCCUUAUGAGUGCAUGAUCUCCACCAUCAGAAAGCUGCCUUGGCAAAAGUCAGAUUGCAUCACGAUUCACCAACGCUGGGCCGUAUACAAUGCCACGAUUCGUCUCAUCGAGCUGCUUCACAACACCAUCCAGCGCAACGACCGCGAUAGUCACAUCGCCCUCGACCAACGUCUCCUCAAGCGUCUGGUCAACACAGCCAUGCUAUGCCCUGGCUUCAGCGUCCUUCAAAAGGACAACAUCGCCUUCACCGCUGGCAUGGACGAGAUGAAGCAGCGCGAGUUCAACCAACCCAGGUUCCCCGAUCUCUGGACCCACCAGCUGUCGAUUUGCCCAAAGCCUGGAGUCCCGCUCGAUGUUCUCGAGUGGUACAUUGCCAUCAUCCGCGAGGAGACCACCCGCUUUGUCCACCUCAAGCCUGUCAGCGAGAGGACCGACAUUCUCAGCAAGGCCGCCAAGAUGGACAGCAACGGCUACUUUGGCUUCCUCUGGCAUGAGAUCGGCUUCGCUGCUGGCGAUGAGUACGAUAACAUGACUCUGAAGCAAGCCAUGGAGAAGGAGAUGAGAGCCAUUGAAGAGAGCAUCAAGCGUGCGCUCUAUUAUGGCUAUCAGCCCAGUGCCAAUGGCAGGCUCAUGCAGUUGACGGCUGCUUAG
This is a messenger RNA of Neurospora tetraspora, 2655 nucleotides long. RefSeq lists its product as uncharacterized. Gene Ontology annotation, molecular function: RNA binding. The transcript has 4 exons. NCBI's taxonomy places the organism in Eukaryota, Fungi, Ascomycota, Sordariomycetes, Sordariales, Sordariaceae. The record is from RefSeq and is a predicted model, not a curated record. The coding region runs from base 1 to 2655 and encodes 884 amino acids.